This is a messenger RNA of Hydra vulgaris (swiftwater hydra), 2500 nucleotides long. RefSeq names its product sphingosine-1-phosphate lyase 1. Gene Ontology annotation, cellular component: endoplasmic reticulum. NCBI's taxonomy places the organism in Eukaryota, Metazoa, Cnidaria, Hydrozoa, Anthoathecata, Hydridae. Gene Ontology annotation, molecular function: pyridoxal phosphate binding; sphinganine-1-phosphate aldolase activity. The record is from RefSeq and is a predicted model, not a curated record. Gene Ontology annotation, biological process: sphingolipid catabolic process; carboxylic acid metabolic process.
UAUUAAAGACUGUGAUUGUAAACAAAUCACAUUCAAUGCGAGCUGUUAAGUUAUGACAUUAACCAACUAGAACUUGCUCAUUUAUAGCUUUUUAGUUAUAUAAAUUAAAAAGCUAUUUGUAAUACGUGAUGGCUGUAGUUUCUGAAAUACUUUACGAUAAAUGGAUUUUACUUUGGGAGAGUUUUCUUCAAACAAUCGAACCACACUUACCUGAGCAUUUGCAUUGGAAUGAAUUAUGCUGGACAUUUGUUUACUAUAUGGCUGAGUUACGACUCUUCAUUCACAGCAAGACACGUGGAUUAGAAAACUGGGAGAUUGUUGUAAACACUGCAAUCGUAUGUUUUGGGAUGUUUGUAGUGCUUGAAGUUUUAAGAAUUCUUGUGCCUUUUAUUUUUUUUAAUGAUGAAGGAUUUUUCAAUGUCAUGAAACGCUUCUUUUUCAAAAAACUGCGUUGUUUACCAUUUGUUGGAACUAAGAUUCAACACCAAAUUGAUAAAACUUGCAAAGAAAUUGAAGAAACCUCUUUUUUAACAAAUGGUCUUCCUUAUGUAACAAAGUUACCAUUAAAUGGACUUUCCCCGGAAAAUAUUCAAAGUGAAAUAAAGAAAUAUAAAGAAAUAAAUGGAGAUGAUUGUUGGAUGAAUGGAUAUGUUUCUGGUACUGUAUAUUCAUCUGAUACUGUACUGUCAAAUUUAAUGACCAAGGUCUAUGCUGAGUAUACAUGGUCAAACCCACUUCACUCUGAUGUGUUUCCUGAUGUGCGUAAAAUGGAAGCUGAGAUAGUUAGCAUGUGUAUUAACAUGUAUAAUGGUACUCCUGAAUGCUGUGGAAUGAUGACAUCUGGAGGAACUGAAAGUAUUUUAAUGGCAGUAAAAUGUUAUAGGGAGAUUGCACGAGAGAGAGGAAUUCGAUAUCCUGAAAUUAUUGCUCCUGUUAGUGCUCACCCUGCUUUUGACAAGGCAUGCCAAUACUUUGGAAUCAAAUUAACUCAUAUUCCAGUGGACAAGACAACGGGAAAAGCAAAUGUUAAAUUGACAAAAAAAGCAAUUGGAAGAAGAACUAUAUUGCUUGUAGGUUCAGUACCAAGUUAUCCUCAUGGAUGUAUAGAUCCUAUUGAAGAGCUUGCUACAUUGGCACAAAAAUAUAAAAUCUAUAUGCAUGCAGACUGUUGUUUAGGAGGUUUUUUGGUUCCUUUUAUGAAGAAGGCUGGAUUUCAGGUCCCAGCUUUUGAUUUUUCAGUUGCAGGUAUAACAAGCAUAUCUAUUGACACUCACAAGUAUGGCUAUUCACCUAAAGGCUCCUCCGUUAUUUUGUAUAGAAACAAAGAAAUUAGAAGUCAUCAGUACUUUACACAGCCAAAUUGGACUGGUGGUGUUUAUGCUUCUGCCUCUAUGCCAGGUAGUCGUCCUGGUAGUAUUAUUGCUACUACAUGGGCUGCAAUGAUGUAUCAUGGAGAGAAAGGUUACAUUGAAAGUACCAGAAAAAUUAUAUCAACAGCAAAAAAUAUUGGAACAAGAAUUGAGCGUAUACCUGGAAUAAAGUUAAUGAGUGCAGUCGAUGUAUCAGUGGUUUCCUUUACUUCUGAUAUUUUUGACAUUUUUUUGAUGUCUAACGAACUGAAAAAGAAAAAAUGGCAUUUGAAUCCUUUACAGUUUCCAUCUGGAAUCCAUAUAGCUAUCACAAUGCGUCAUACAAAAGAUGGCGUAGCAGACCGAUUUGUUAAUGAUAUUAAAGAAGUUGCCGCACGCCUCAUAAAAAAUCCAUCUGAAAAAGCUGAAGGCCAGGGUGCAAUUUAUGGAUUAUCUCAACAAAUUCCUGAUCGCUCUAUUAUAACAGAAAUAACAACAGCCUUUCUUGAUUCAUACUACAGUGUUUCUUCUGGAUUGAACACUAAUAAUGUUCAAAAAAAUUCAACUUAAUAUUUAUUUGUAUUUAACUUUUUAUAGAAUGUAAGCAGUUAUUGCGUAAUGCUGUACUGUUUUUAUCUUAAAACUGAUAAAAACAUCUAGCGCCAAUUUUUUGAGCAAAUUAAAGUUACAGUUAAAUACAAUUAACUCUGACCUCCAUGAGACCCAGUUAAAUAGUUCAAAUAUUAUGUUUAAUCAAAAAUUAAAAGUUUCAACAGUUGUGAAGGAAAUUAUAAUAGAAAUUUGAGCUAUUUGGUUUUCGAGUUAAACUUUCUCUGUACUUAUAAUUUUACGAAAUCUUGUAUUGACGCUAUUUGCUCUUGUAUUGUUGACUGUUCAUGUUAUUGUAAUUCUAGGUUUAGGCUUUGUUCUAUUAAUUUACUAUAUUUAUUAGCUUUCUUAUUAAUCACUGAAUUUUGUUGACAAUCUUUUCUAUACUUGAAAAAUCAGUAAAAAGUUGUAUUAAAUAUGUUUAUGCUUUGUAGCCAUUUAUUUAUUUUUAUUAACUGAUUUUAUUUUAUUUUUUAUACAUAUUUUUAAAGUUUAUGAACUCUGUGUCAAUAGCUAGAUUAAAUAUAUGAAAUUUUUGUUUG